UCAGAUUAAUUCGAGAGUCACGGGACACUGAUUCUCAGUGAACUGUGCAGACCGUAGACUGGUAAUUGGACAAAGAAUUGGUUUUCAAGAUCUAGGGUUUCAUAAAUUUCUACAGAUUUGAUUCCCAAUUGUCCAUGGCCAAUGCCUGGAGAAGAACCCACCCCACUAAAAUUCUGACCCCAAAGACCCUUCUCCUCUUCGUCUCCACCUCCUUCCUCCUCCUCUUCUUCUUCUACCUCUCCACCCAAAACCCUAACUCCCCCAAAAUUCCCCAAACCAAAUUCCGCAGACCUUCAAUCUCUACCCGCCCCAUCAAUCCUUUCAAUUGCCGCAAUGCCCCACAAGCCCACCCCGUUUUCGCCAACACCGUUGAGGGUCUCAAUUUCCCUUUCAUGUAUUCUCUAUCGGACUUCGGGAAUCUCCCGGAGAAGCCCCAUAAGAACAUCGUCAGGACGCUUAAGGGGAAGGCGUUCCGCCGGCCGGACAUAUCCGCCACAGUGCAGGAAUUGUUGGGGAAGAUGAGAUCGGAAAAUAGGAGUGGGGUUUUUGUCGAUAUUGGGGCUAAUGUAGGAAUGGCUAGCUUUGCUGCAGCUGUGAUGGGAUUCAAGGUGUUGGCAUUUGAGCCUGUUUUUGAGAAUUUACAGAGGAUCUGUGAUGGGAUUUACUUUAAUAGGGUUGAGGAGUUCGUGGAGGUGUUCGAGGCUGCAGCCUCUGAUGCCACUGGGAACAUCACAUUCCAUAAGUUGGUUGGUCGACUUGACAACAGCGCAGUCUCGGCCACUGGCGCCAAAUUGGCAUUCAAAUCCAAUGAAGAGAUUGCGCUUCAGGUCAAGUCCAUUCCUCUCGAUGAAGUAAUCGGAGAGUCAGAGCCGGUGCUUAUGAUUAAAAUAGAUGUCCAGGGGUGGGAGCAUCAUGUUCUAAAGGGGGCAUCAAAAUUAUUGUCGAGAGAGAAAAGCGAAGCGCCAUACCUAAUAUACGAAGAAGACGAGCGCUUGUUAGCCGCAAGCAACAGCAGUUCCCAAGAGAUACGCUCCUUUCUUCGUGGUUUGGGUUACAAGCAGUGCGUGCAGCACGGCACAGACGCGCACUGCACCAAAACGGAUUGAAAUUAUCGACUCGUUCAGACAACAUUUUCCACAGAAACUAACAUUCUUAAUUUACCCGGCGAUGCAUUCUCCUGAUUGUUUUUCGAGCACAGGGAGGGGGAUCAACUUCUUGCAGCAAUCUGGAUAGAUUGUAUGGGCGAACAAAUGUCGUGAUUCUUGUUAUCCAAUGCUGUAAGUUCCAGUCUUGAUCUCCCAAUGUUGAUUUUUUCGAUCGAUAUUCAUAUAUAUAUAUAUAGGCAAUAAUUUUUUUGAUUUCGUGCAAUACUUAGGAUGAAGUUUGGUUUUCUACCUACAUACACAAGACUUUAACCAUUCUUUGGCAAAUUAGUUUAUCUGUAACCUUUUGACCUUUGUGAAGUAUUGAAUAUCAAAGAAAGCCUUUUGAGGUGAAUGCAAUAAUUAAUUAAUACAGUUUUUCCUAAACAUAAAUUGAGAAAGGGUAAAAGAUGUGAAACAAAUCUCAAGGGGUAUAUGACUCUGCUUUAGAGGAUUACAUGUGACUAUUUACCAUUACUUCACGUAUAUUCCAACAUCUAUACAAGAAAACAUAAAUAUUUGGACAACAAUAUCGACUAUUCGAUUCAACUAUUUUGGUCCGCUAGUUUUUGAAGCACCACAUCUUUCCACCAUAACAUCGUAAAGUUGUUUACCAUU
Andrographis paniculata is the source of this 1760-nucleotide messenger RNA. RefSeq lists its product as uncharacterized. The transcript is spliced from 2 exons. The record is from RefSeq and is a predicted model, not a curated record. The coding region runs from base 135 to 1106 and encodes 323 amino acids. NCBI's taxonomy places the organism in Eukaryota, Viridiplantae, Streptophyta, Magnoliopsida, Lamiales, Acanthaceae.